AUGGACCCCAAGGACCGUAAGAAGAUCCAAUUCUCGGUGCCCGCGCCCCCCAGCCAGCUCGAUCCCCGCCAGGUGGAGAUGAUCCGGCGCAGGAGACCAACCCCUGCCAUGCUGUUCCGCCUCUCAGAGCACUCCUCCCCAGAAGAGGAGGCCUCCCCUCAUCAGAGAGCAUCGGGAGAGGGACACCACGUCAAGUCGAAAAGACCCAACCCCUGUGCCUAUACACCUCCCUCUCUGAAAGCUGUGCAGCGCAUCGCUGAGUCCCACCUGCAGACCAUCAGCAAUCAGGCCUCGGAAGAGGAGGAUGAGCUGGGGGAGCUUCGGGAACUAGGUUACCCAAGAGAGGAGGAUGAGGAUGAGGACGAGGAUGAGGAAGAAGAGGAAGAAGAAGACAGCCAGGCUGAAGUCCUGAAGGGCAUCAGGGGGUCUGCUGGACAGAAGAUAACCUAUGGCCAAGGCUUGGAGGGGCCCUGGGAGCGCCCACCCCCUCUGGAUGAGCCCCAGAGAGAUGAAAGCUCUGAGGACACAGCAGCACUAAGUGAGUGUGGGGAGGAGCCUCAGCGCCCUGGCCCCACUGAGCCUGGCACAUAAGUUCCC
Castor canadensis (American beaver) is the source of this 597-nucleotide messenger RNA. It is a transcript of the gene Ppp1r1b, whose product is annotated as protein phosphatase 1 regulatory inhibitor subunit 1B. Gene Ontology annotation, biological process: intracellular signal transduction. Lineage: Eukaryota; Metazoa; Chordata; Mammalia; Rodentia; Castoridae. Gene Ontology annotation, cellular component: cytoplasm. The record is from RefSeq and is a predicted model, not a curated record. Gene Ontology annotation, molecular function: protein phosphatase inhibitor activity.